GGGACAGCCCCAGCCCCGCUGAGCAGGCACCCGCCGGGCAGCCCCGCGAGGUCCCCGAGAGUGGUGGUUGCCAUGGAGACGGGCGGCGCAUCCCGCAAGAACACAGAGACUAAACAAAUGGAAAAAAUCACUCAUGUGGAAGCUCUGAUGUUUGGUGCUGUGCUGGAGAGCUGUGUGGAUCAGCUUACAAUUAUUGGAUACAUCAUGCCAGUUCCACCUUCAGACAAGGCAGACAUCAACCUUGAAACGAAAGCAGUGAUCCAGGAGGAGCUGGGUAUCAGCUUCCCAGAGCUUAUGUCAGGAAAGCAAGAGAGUGGGCAAACAGUCCUGGAAAACACCGAACAAGAGCAGCAGCAGGGGAAAACUGAAGAUCACAAAAGAUCUUCCAAAACCCCCAAGAAACACAUCACUCGGGCUCUAGAGAAGCUCAAAAAAAUUUAUGCUGACAGGCAGUAUGCAAGUGAUGUAAUCACAGUCACUAUUAAAAAGAUGGAAGAAUUGGGAACAUUUAGUAGCCUAACAGAUGCUAAUGAGAGAGAGAAGGCAAGAAAGGGCAAGUUUUAUGACAUCCUCAUCAGGGAGGAAAAAGGAAAGAAGGACAUAAAGGCACUCCAGAAACAGCUGCAAGAAGUCAAGAAACAAACUAGUCAAGACCUUCAGAGCCGAGAAAAAGUUAUUGAUGGCCUUAAAGAUAAGCUUCAAGAGAUCACUGCCAAAGUGGACACAGAGAGCAACUACCUGAAGAAAAACUCAGAUCUCCAGAUCCAGCUAACCCAGAAAAAGUGCAGCAGUGCAGAGAAUGCCCUGGAGAAGGAAAUCCAGAAUUUGAAGAGCAAAAUUGAUGAGGAGAUUCAGCUUCACACAGAGACUGAAGAUUUCCUCAUGCAAGAGUAUCUGAAGGUGAAAGAGAGGCUGGAAUACUGGAUAGACAAGUAUGAAAAAGACACUGCUGCAAAAGAUGAAGAACUGGAUGAUCUAAGAGCAUUGAAGGCCGAGAACUUGGAAACAAUGCAGAGAUUUGCCAAGGAGUGCCUGACAUUCCAGACAACCAUCAUCAUUGACCGGACAGACAAAGAGACCAAGAAGAAACAAAGAGAGCGGGAAGCCCUGGAGCUGAGGAGUGCUGUGAAGGUGCAGGCCUGGUGGAAAGGUACAAUGGUCCGCAGAUUCCUCGGCCCCUACCAGAAGCUUGAGAAGUAUUUGAAGGGAAUAGGAGAGGAAACAGGCAAGGAAAAAUCUGGAGCAAAGAAGAAAAAAGCUAAGUAAAGAAAGUGGCCACAGAUGUGCUCCAGAACUGCUGCUGGGCAGGGCACUGUGGUAUGUCUGACAGGACAAAAUAAACCAUGUAACAGAGCUUAGGCAAUGUUGGAGAAUGCAGUUCCUGCAGACACACUUAUGGUGAAGCUGCACUGAAGAUCUUAAAGCUGCCAUUGUUCAGCCUUUUUUCCCCAGCAGAAAGGGGAUUUGCAUCAAAGCAGUGAGAAACACUAUCCCCUGCAAAGAGCUUUAUGGAAACAUGACACUGGGAGGCAAUCUGUUACCAGCCCAGUAACUCAGCAGUGUGGGAUGCUCUGCACCCAGAACCUCCUCUGCUGCCCCCAAAGCUCUGGCUGUGGCUCUGUGUUAGGUGGGGAGGCUGAAGCAGCCCCAGUGGGCUCUCUCUGUGCUCUCCAUGCCUCCAGUGCUGGCAUCAGAUCAGCAGGGAGAACAUGGGCAAGUCUGCAGUGUAAACACAAGUGCAGUCAGAGCAUGCAGGUUUCCAUUGCCACAGUCCUGCACAGUGUCAGUGCACAGACAGAACAGCUCCAUGUACUUUCUGACCAAGGGAAAAACAAGGAGCUCUGGAGAUAUCAGCAAAGGAUUCUGUACAAAAUCAGUCUCUGGGAAGGCUAAAAAUACCUAAGAAAAACCUUCUGAUGUGGCUGCAAAAUAUGUGUAAAAAUACUGUGAUUUUCCUGUCCUGGUUAACGAUUAAAAGUAGAAAAUCAAAGCAGGUCCAUCUAAUGCGAACUGGGAUGAUGUGAAAGGGGAAUAAACACCUAACACAGAGGAUGGGACGUUUGUUGGUGCAACAGAAAAACAGCAAGAAGAAAUACUGCAGUUCAUGUAAGUUUUAAAACUUUAUUUCAAAUACCCAUGGUUUCCUUUUAUAUUACCAAUGUGCUAGAAGUUCACACUACUGGCAGAAUACAGGCGACUUAAAAUAUACAAUAUUCAGACACAUUUAUAUGUAACAGAAAUGAUGGAAUGUAUUUACAGACAUACAACAUGGGAUGAAGCUUUAAAAUCCUUUACUCUAUUACUUACACGUUUACACUGUUUUCAGAAAUAACAAAAUUAGAUCACUUUGUAGAACAUCACAAUAUCUAUACAAAAGAAUUUUCUGAUGUCCAAAUUCACCUUACAAGUCCUCUGUUUCUAAAACAGUUUUUCAAAGAACCAUUUAUAGUCAUAAAGGGGAAAGAAUACCGUUUGCCAUCCUGCUGCUACCAAGAACAAGAGAGGUGCCUGGGUGCUGUGCAGAGUUGUCCCUGGUGGAUUUAAGCAGGGGGCAGGGCCUUUACAAAAGCCUUUCCUUCCAAGGGGAACCCCCAGCUGCUCUGCCCUGGCCCCCAGUGCCAUCAGGGGCUCCCCAGUGCCUGGGCUGCUCCACCUGGAGUGUGGGACCUUGCAGAGCCUCAGGCAGUGCCCAGGGCUCGCCAGGUUUGAGGAUGGAGUGUGGCACCAUGGAGUCAGUGCAGGAACAGCAGCAGCACAGAACACUGAGGUGGAUCCCUCCCACAUCCUCCAGCACAAAUGCCCCAAAGAGGAAAGAUCAUCUCUUCUUUGCUUUAACACACAGAAUAGAACUUUAUACAUGUUUUGUUUCAAAUACUCUUUUCAUGGGCUACAACAAAAAUUGCACAUAACUACACUGAAAAAUCCCAACCCAUUUUGCAAGAGAGAACUGAAGUGGGUUUGGUAUAACACAUUAAAUAAACCACAUGAUGAAACUUCAGGUUUGGAUUUUUGUCCAAAAAGCAUCUGGACAAGGUUUAGUGCUUGCCAGCCUGAAAACCUAAGAUUACAAAUGUCAAACUAACACAAUUACCUACACUGAAACUCCAGAGUGAAUGUUGCUCACAACAAAGUCCCUGGUGCCAGGGACCUUCUGCCUGCCUGGCCUCAGCCACAGGUGGCCAUGAGCCACACAUGGCAAUAGGAAAUGGCUCUUUCUUGCAGGCCACACUCAAGCCCCCACCUCAUUAAAAACUACUGUUAAUUAAAUGACAAAAUCUCCACCAACCUGAAUACUGUUAAGUUUCACUUUCCUUAAAUGCUGGAGCAAUCACCACACCCUUGCAAUUCAUGAAGGGAAUGGUUUUCUUCAAACAGGGGUAUUUAAACUGCCCAUGAUGGGUGUGCUGGUAAAUGCAACUGUCCCUGUAACAACAGGUGACCCAAUGUUGGACACCAAGAUGAAGUCAGUGCCUCCCUCCCUCUCAAAUUACGUGCAGAGA
Zonotrichia albicollis (white-throated sparrow) is the source of this 3500-nucleotide messenger RNA. RefSeq names its product dynein regulatory complex subunit 9 (gene DRC9). The record is from RefSeq and is a predicted model, not a curated record. Gene Ontology annotation, biological process: cilium organization; sperm axoneme assembly. Gene Ontology annotation, cellular component: sperm flagellum; cytoplasm. NCBI's taxonomy places the organism in Eukaryota, Metazoa, Chordata, Aves, Passeriformes, Passerellidae.